Clarias gariepinus (North African catfish) is the source of this 850-nucleotide messenger RNA. It is a transcript of the gene reep6, whose product is annotated as receptor accessory protein 6. The record is from RefSeq and is a predicted model, not a curated record. The transcript is spliced from 7 exons. Bases 104 to 748 code for a protein of 214 amino acids. NCBI's taxonomy places the organism in Eukaryota, Metazoa, Chordata, Actinopteri, Siluriformes, Clariidae.
GUAGCAUGUACACCUCAAAUGUAUUUCAUGUACAUACUCUUAACUGCUUAACUGCUGAAAGAAGAAUAUAUUAAUUAUCAAUGGUGUCUGAUAACACGUUUACAUGACACAGGUCACAAUGUUUUCGUUUUUUUCAAAGCUAAAAGAGCGCGUCGAUACUUUUCUGAACCAGAAGAACUUUGUUACUGAUUUCCUCAACAAAAUCGAAGAAAAGACUGGAAUUAAGAAGCGUUUACUUGUAAUAGGAUCUGCCUCUGCAACAGGACUGUUCUUAUUGGUUGGAUAUGGAGCCUCCUUGAUCUGCAACUUGAUUGGCUUUGUUUAUCCUGCAUACUAUUCCAUCAAGGCUAUUGAGAGUCCAAACAAAGAUGAUGACACACAGUGGCUAACGUAUUGGGUGGUGUAUGGAUUCUUUGGCAUUGGAGAAUUCUUCUUAGACAUCUUCCUGUCCUGGUUUCCUUUCUACUAUCUGUUCAAAUGUCUCUUCUUGCUAUGGUGUAUGGCUCCAGUACCCUGGAAUGGCUCUCAGAUGUUGUAUAAGCGUUUGGUCCAACCACUCUUCCUAAGACAUGAGGCCACCGUGGACAACAUGGUUUGUGAUCUUAGUGGGAAGGCCCUAACAGCUGUGGAAACUGUUACGAGGGAUGUUCUUCAGACUCUGGUGAGAAACCGAACUAUUCACCCAGCCGAGCCAGCUGCCAAAGAGCUUCCUGGUCCAUCUGUAAAGAAUGACCUGAAGGUAGACUGAACUAGAGUUCACAGGGUCGACGCAAGAUGGCAAGGAAUGAAAUCACUUGGAUGUUGGGGAACCGUGAUGUAACCAGCAUAUGCAGUUUGCUUAAAGCAUAUA